AUGAAUGAAUCUGAGCUGCUUGUAGACCGCAAAUCCAAAUUUCAAGGUCGUUGUUGUACUUUAACAAACAGAACAAAGAUAGAUGAGAUAUUACAGAACCUUUUAGAAAACGACAAACGAGUUCGUAAGGCCAGUCAUCCGCAUAUGUAUGCCUGGAGGAUAGGUGCCACUGAGCAAGGUUCUUCAGACAAUGGCGAGAAUGGUGCGGGACAGCGGUUGCUCACGUUGUUGCAUCAGGCCAAUGUUGUAAACGUACUUGUGAUAGUGACAAGAUGGUAUGGGGGAAUCCCACUGGGUUCUUCACGGUUUCGACACAUUUCAAGCACUGCGGUUGCAAGUCUCAAGAAAGGUGGGUUCUUACCUUGA
Torulaspora delbrueckii is the source of this 366-nucleotide messenger RNA. RefSeq lists its product as uncharacterized. The transcript has a single exon. Gene Ontology annotation, cellular component: cytoplasm. NCBI's taxonomy places the organism in Eukaryota, Fungi, Ascomycota, Saccharomycetes, Saccharomycetales, Saccharomycetaceae. Bases 1 to 366 code for a protein of 121 amino acids. The record is from RefSeq and is a predicted model, not a curated record. Gene Ontology annotation, biological process: regulation of translational initiation.